Eutrema salsugineum is the source of this 1072-nucleotide messenger RNA. RefSeq names its product probable 6-phosphogluconolactonase 4. NCBI's taxonomy places the organism in Eukaryota, Viridiplantae, Streptophyta, Magnoliopsida, Brassicales, Brassicaceae. Gene Ontology annotation, biological process: carbohydrate metabolic process; pentose-phosphate shunt. The transcript has 3 exons. The record is from RefSeq and is a predicted model, not a curated record. Gene Ontology annotation, molecular function: 6-phosphogluconolactonase activity. The coding region runs from base 56 to 826 and encodes 256 amino acids.
AUCCACCUCUAACACCUUCUUCUUAUUUGAAUAUCAAAUCUCAUCAUAUUUUCAUAUGACGAGAUCGAGGAGAGUCUUUGACACAGAGGAAUUAUUUAUCAAUGCUAUCGCGGAGCGCACAGCCGCUCUCUCUGCGCAUUACUGCCAUCAGAGAGGCUAUUUCACCGUUGUUCUCUCUGGUGGUGAUCUCAUCUCUUGGCUAAGAAAACUUUUGCAACCUCCUUACAUUGAUUCAAUCGAAUGGUCUAAGUGGCACAUCUUUUGGGUCGACGAGAGGGUUGUUCCAUGGGACCAUCCAGACAGCAACUACAAACUCGCCAUGGAUGGUUUUCUCUCUCAGGUUCCCAUUCCAACUGGAAACAUUUAUCCCAUCGAUCAAUAUUGUGCAGCUGUUGGUGAUGCCAAAGGGGCCGCGUUCCUCUACGAGAAGUGCAUCAAAAGAUUGGUAGAUCGAAACAUCAUCCGCUCAUACAAAUCCUCAGGCUUCCCACAGUUCGAUCUCCAGCUCCUAGGAAUGGGUCCAGAUGGUCAUAUGGCGUCCCUGUUCCCGGGACAUCCUCACAUCAAUUUUAAGUCAAAUUUGGUAACUUAUAUCACCGAUUCCCCAAAACCGCCACCAAAAAGAAUCACCUUCACUUUACCGGUCAUUAACUGCUCUUCCUACAACCUCAUGGCUAUCCGUGGUAUGGAACAGGCUGAUGCGGUGGCUAGGGUUUUUAACGAUGAUCUCGACUUGCCUACAGCUAGGCUCAAAGCUGAUACAGAAGUCAUCUGGUAUCUGGACGCAGACGCUGCAUCCAAGCUCUCUGACUACGAUGAAGAAUAAUAAGGUUCGCCUCUCCGGUCCGUUUGGUUCUCUUCUAUUUAUUUGUAUCUUAUAUAUCUUGCUUUGCCUUUAAUGUUCCUAAUGUUUUCUUCUUUUUUUUUUUUGGUGGACUGAAUGUUUUCUAAUAAGAGCUGUGUUUGGAAUGUAAGAUCGAGUUGGUUCGGUUUAUUCUUGCAAACAGGUACGAUUGUAUUUCUCUUCUAUGAGUUCUAAUGUAAUUCAUAAUUCGUUUGAUCCUGGCUUAGU